AUGGUUCUCUCACUCACCUACCGCCGCCCGGCGCAUGUGUCCCCUCGGAGCUCACUGGACUCGGAGACGCCAGCCGAGUCUAUCAGCUCUGGCACCAGUAGUCAAUAUGGUAUUCCCGAUGCUCUUUCGUUCGACAGGAUCAUCAGUGGUGGAACUUGCCCGCCUGUAACUUUGCGUCAAUUCAUGGACUUCCUCUGCUAUAUUGAGCACGCUGCAGAGAACCUCCAGUUCUAUCUUUGGUAUCAAGACUACUGCAAGCGCUUUGCAGACCUUGCCGAGAGCCAGCGAAGCCUCGCACCGGAAUGGACCGCAGAGCAAGCCUUGACGGAGAAGGCGAAUGCUGAAAAGGAGAAGCUUCCGAAGAAAACCCCCAACAGCGCCACCGCUAUAUUGAAAGGGACGGAUUUCGAUCCCAAUGCCAAACUCGGAAUCCCUGAGUUCGCCCCGAACCCUUUCAAUACUCCUCCACACACGCCGUCAGCAACCAUUGCCGACCAUGACAGCCCACCUCCUUCGACCGUUGGCUACAGCGAAGACAGCACCACCCUGCGCUCCGGAACAACUGAUCACAGUAGGAAAGCUGAGGCCGCUUUUGAGGAAGCUGGAGCCUUUCAACCAUUCACAAUUCAGCCCUUCCGCGAGGAAAUCACAAGAAUCAUCGCGAUCUAUAUUGCUGAAGACAGUUCAAGAAUGCUCAACCUCUCGUCGAAAGAGAGAACCGUUCUCCUGAAGGCCCUGUCUAUCACAACACACCCGUCAGCAUUCAGAGAUGUUAUUGCCACCGUAGAGUGGUCUCUCAGGCGGCAGGCUCAUCCCAACUUCAUCCGAUGGACAAUCUGCAAUGGGAACAAACCAAGACAAAUCUUUGCUCGAGGCUUGGGCGUUGCAGGUAUCGUGGCUGGUAUCGUGUAUGCUAUUGUCAUCACUCUCAGCUCGGCCAAUCGUGGUUGGAGGGCUUUGGCAUUCCUCGGUCUCUUCAUUGGCAUCGCUACCUUGUUUGCCGCAUGGAAGGGCAUGUGUGUGGUCUUGCAUGGCAUGCACCAUCGACAUCUUCGUCCAUGGGAACUGUUCACCGACGACGAUGAGGCUUCCUCGGAUUACGCAGCAAAGAAAGACUCGUUCGAUAGCCUAGGCUCUGCCAAUAGCUACGAGGAUGCUCCUUGGGUCGCCAAGUAUGAAAAGCGCAACCUCAUCCGCAAGAUCUUCGAUCGCGAAGUUUGGAUCCAAGAACCCGCCCUCCGUCAGAUACAGGACACCAUUUUCCUUCAAGCCAUCAUUACCGCUUUCGUCAUAUCGGCUAUUAUAACUGCCAUCUUUCUGGCUGUACCUCGGGGCAAUUACUUUUGA
Exophiala spinifera is the source of this 1347-nucleotide messenger RNA. RefSeq lists its product as uncharacterized. The record is from RefSeq and is a predicted model, not a curated record. The transcript is spliced from 5 exons. Bases 1 to 1347 code for a protein of 448 amino acids. Lineage: Eukaryota; Fungi; Ascomycota; Eurotiomycetes; Chaetothyriales; Herpotrichiellaceae.